Molecule: messenger RNA, 2125 nt
Organism: Polychytrium aggregatum
Lineage: Eukaryota; Fungi; Chytridiomycota; Chytridiomycetes; Polychytriales
Exons: 14
Coding region: 102-1955 (617 amino acids)
Molecular function (GO): protein binding
Source: RefSeq, a predicted model, not a curated record
CAUGCGGGUGUUGUCUGGCCUCGGCUGGACUCAGAGUCGCUGGGUUACAGGCAUAUCGCUGCCUCGUCCAUCGGGCCAGCAACAGGCCGCACCUGGUGGGCAUGUGUGUGUCGACUGCCACUCGCGGUGUGCCUCUCUCGCAAUGCGCCUCUCUGGUAAUUCCGUUCUGUCAUCGGCGUCCUCUUGAGGCAGAGCUAUUCCUCGAGGCAAAAGCCGGCGUCCGCUUCAGCCUCCUGCCACCGCCACUCAUAAGCACACCACGAAAGACAUCCACUAGUUGCGCCAUGGGAUUCGGAAUCGAUUUGUGGGACCAAUGGAAGGAGGUCGAAGAGUACGCCGGCCAGAAUGCAGUCUUUAUGGACCGCAUAUACGAAUUUAUGAAAAAACGGGCCGAGCUGGAGAUGGACUACGCAAAGGGGCUGCAGAAGCUCGCAAAGUCGUAUCGCGACGAUCCCUCCAAGAAGAUGACCGGGAUACAAAAGAUGGUUCAGGCCAGCUCCGUGAUGCAGAGUUGGAAUCUGCUUCUCAACGAGGUGGAGUCACUCGGAAACUGUCACCAGAGUGUCGCCGAUCAAAUCGAGACCGACAUACGUCGACCCAUGAAGCAACAGAGCAAGGAUAUCGAGCGGUUUACAAAGGAGAGCUUUGACGAGAUCCGCAAAAUGUAUUCGGAGCUCAAGAAGCAAGUCGAGCUCAUGGAAAAGCAACGCGAAAAAUACGAAAAAUCUGUCAAGGACAUGGAUUCGGUGCGAGCAAGCUACGAGAAGGCUCAAAAGGAUGUGCUUACGACCAAAAACCAGGAUAAACUUGUCAAAGAAGUGGAGCGACUUCGAGUCGAGGCUGAGCGCAAGGCUGUCUCGGCUCGCGAUGCCUUGGAGGCGUACAAGAAGUGCAUCGCCGAAACCAACCAGAAAAAGAACAGCCAUUUCACCGUCGAUGUCCCAAAGACUCUCGAUGCUAUGCAGCAAUACGACGAGCAGCAGAGAAUAGCCUUCACUCGGACCAUGUUCCAAAAGCUGAGCGGUCUUGUCCGAGGCAGUCUCCCCUCGAUACAGGGAGGACUGGAUCUAAUGGAGAAGACCUUUGCCACCAUCGACCCAAAGUACGACUCGGAUCUGGUGAUCAAGAUGCUCAAGACGACCCAGACCCCGCCUGAUGAUUUUGUAUUCGAAGGAAAGGUGGAUGUGGGUACGUGCUUGCAGCCCAAAAACGAUGACGCCCUGAAAUCACCGACAAAGUCUGGCGACAAGUUGGAGGAGACCGAAGAUGAGAUUGUCGCCCUUCCAACCAAGAAAGGCAAAAAGAAGGCCAUCGACCGUCUCAAGUCUCUGGAAAAGGAGAUUGCCGACUACGAUCGCAAACGAACAGGCGUCGAGUCCCUCAUGGGGGCCUGUCGGGUCCUUGUCGACGACCACCAGGUUCAGUCGCAAAAGGACCUCGAGGCGCAGCUCAAUCUCGUCGAGUCCAAGCUCGACUCGCUGCUUGCCCGGAAGCACAAGAUCGAGGUCUAUCUCUGCACCGUCGAAGGCAUUCCUAUUCCUCAGCCUCCGCAGCCCGUGCACGGCCGCUCUCUGACCGGCUCGCCUGUGACCAUGAAUCGUGCCAUGUCUAUCGGCACCGAGUCCAUGUCCCGUGGCUCCGUCGGAUUUGAUUCUACGACAGCCAGCAUUCCUGUCAGUCCGUCGACAGCGAUUCCCGAGGAGGGUGCAGAGUCCACCAUCCCUCCGGCGGCACACGCAACUCUUGCAGGAUCAGAUAGAGUUCUUUCCAAGACCAAGGUUAUUUUUGAUUUUGAUGGCGCCCCCGACUCUGCCGAGCUGUCGGUCAAGGUGGACGAGAUUCUCGAUGUCUUGGAGAAGCUGGACGACGGGUGGUGGCGCUGCCGCAAAUCCGACAAUGGAGAACUCAAGGAGGGCUUUGUUCCCGGUAACUAUACGGAGGAGAUUCAGAACUAGUCGCCCUGCGCGAGACAGCGGCAACGACCGUUCCUGGCAGAGUAGAGAAGCAAGGCGCCUCGAGUGACUAUCUCGGAGGCGACCGACAAAGAGCGAGGCCCUCAGGAAGCUCUGGGUCUGCGCAGCAGUAAAUACAGCAUGUCCAGCAGAAAAUACAGCAUGUCCAGCAG